This is a messenger RNA of Phalacrocorax carbo (great cormorant), 7987 nucleotides long. NCBI's taxonomy places the organism in Eukaryota, Metazoa, Chordata, Aves, Suliformes, Phalacrocoracidae. The record is from RefSeq and is a predicted model, not a curated record.
GGGAGUGAGACGGCGCGGCGGGACGGCCGGCAGUGCCCUGAGCCCGGCGGGAAGGAGGAGGAGGAGGAGGAGGAGGAGGAGGAAGGCGGGGGUCAGCCCGCUAAGCCGGUCGGGAUGGAUAAGUACGACGACCUGGGUCUGGAAGCCAGCAAGUUCAUCGAAGACCUCAAUAUGUACGAGGCCUCCAAGGAUGGUCUCUUUCGGGUGGACAAAGCUGCCGGCAACAACCCCGAGUUCGAGGAGACGAGGCGGGUCUUCGCCACCAAAAUGGCCAAGAUCCACCUCCAGCAGCAGCAGCAGCAACAGCAGGAGGAGAUGCUGAUGGCCGCCCUCAACGGAGGGGCUGCCUUCAACACCCCCCGGCCCAGCCCGCCGGCGACGUGGGGUGCCAAGCCACCCCCAGCCUCCGCCGCUGAGGGGCCGCGCGCGAGGCCGUAUGAUGGAGGGGAGCGUGGCUUUGGCGAGAGCGGGUCGCAUGCCGAGACCACAGGGAGCCAGGCCGGGCACCGGGGCUGGGAAGCAGAGCCCGACAGGAUCCCCAGAGCGGGGGGCUCGCGGCCUGGCGUGGGGCGCGGGGAGCAGCAGCCCGGGAGCUCCGGGGACCCCCAGCCCUGCCGUGGCGUACAGGAGAACGGCAGCGAGGGCAGGCGAGGCAGCAGCGGCCGUGACCCGAUGCCGGCUGGGCAGAGGUCCUCCUCUUUCUCACAUGCCCGGACCCCCCCAGCACCGUUGGCAGGGACAGAGGAUGGGGUGCUGGGGGCCCUGCCGCAGCAGAGGUCCUCCUCCUUCUCGGCCCCCUUGGUGCAGCCUGCCCGGGGGUUUUCGGGCCCUGCUGAUGCCUGUGGUCCCAGGGCUGGAGGGGAUGGCAGCCAGCUAUGGUAUCAGGGCGUCCCACCGUCCUUCUCCCCCAGCUCUGCGCCUGCCACCCCAAACAUGGACUACCAGCACGCCGCUGCCUACCCCGGCCCAGCCGGCCACUUCAUGGCCCACGGUCAAAACCACCGGCCCAAUGGCAGCGGCGCUGGCCCUGAGCCGGGCUCCUCACGCCUGGCUUCGCGCGGGCCAAUGGCUCCGGAUGCUCCACAGCCGCCUUUCCCAGAGGGCACAAGUGGCCCGCGGUCAGAUGCCGGGCACCCAGAGGGCUCCAGCGCGGCGAAGGUGAAGCUGCCCUGCCAGACCCUCCUUCCGCAGCCGGAGCAAGGGCCGUCAGCGGCCGAGCUGAAGCUGGAGGCACUGACCCAGCGCCUGGAGCAGGAGAUGGAUGCUCGGCCAAAGGCCGAUUACUUUGGCACCUGCGUGAAGUGCAGCAAGGGGGUGUAUGGAGCAAACCAGGCUUGCCAGGCCAUGGGCAAUCUCUACCACGACGGCUGCUUCACCUGCGGAGCCUGCAGUCGAAAGCUGAGAGGAAAAGCCUUUUAUUUUGUCAAUGGCAAGGUGUUCUGUGAAGAAGAUUUCCUGUAUUCUGGUUUCCAGCAGUCAGCUGACAGGUGUUUCAUUUGUGGUCAUUUGAUAAUGGACAUGAUCCUGCAGGCUCUAGGAAAAUCGUAUCAUCCAGGCUGCUUCCGAUGCGUGGUCUGCAACGAGUGUCUGGAUGGUGUGCCAUUCACUGUAGACUCUGAAAACAAAAUCUACUGUGUUAGAGAUUACCACAAAGUUUUAGCUCCAAAGUGUGCAGCAUGUGGACUUCCUAUUCUGCCCUCUGAGGGGUCUGAUGAGACCAUUCGGGUUGUGUCCAUGGACAAGGAUUACCAUGUGGAAUGUUAUCACUGUGAGGACUGUGGAAUGGAACUGAAUGAUGAAGAUGGGCAUCGCUGUUACCCGCUAGAUGAACAUUUGCUUUGUCACUCCUGUCAUCUGAAAUACAUAGAGAACGGCACUACCCCGGCAGCUGUGUACCAGCACCACUACUAGGCAGCGUGGCGGCCAUGGGAGAGCCAGGACAGAAGACUUCUUACGUGAUCUCCCUCUCCCCACCCUCAGUUGAUUUCCUGUGCAUGUUUUUCACCAGUUGGCAAUGUUCCUGUAAAAGGAUAUGAGAGACUUUUGCUGGAUUCCCAGACUCUGUAUGCUUGUGAGUUCCAGCUGUAUCCACGUCUACUUGACCAAGAAUGUGGCAUGGUAUCUAAACCAAUCAGUUUACUUUACGUGCCUUUUUCUGCUUUCUGGAGAUUCCUCUUGGCUCAUUUUGGAAGAUUCAUCAGUGAAAAGCACAACUUGCUCUCGUGCCUAUGAACUCAGAUCGCGCCAUGCGCAAUUAUAAAGCCAGAGGCUGGCUUGCUUGCCUGCCUGCUGAGAACAUACCUUAGGUCUACUAAGUGCUUCCUGACAAGCACAUUUCAUCAGAUUCCCUGAAGGACAUCAACCUAUUAAUACCAGGUUUUAGACACUUUCUCUCUCUUUUUAGUAAUUAUUUUCCUAAAGAAAGGGGUCUGUGCAAAAUGGCACGCCCGGACCUUCCAGUUAAUUCCUUGAACUCCAGUAUCAAGUCUGGCUGUGAAAGCACCAGCUCUCCAAGCACAACCCAGGCAUGCUGGCUGGCAGGUGGAGACCGACAUCCCAUUUCAAACAGAACAAAAAACUGGAACAAGCUAGGCUAAGCUACUGUGGUGACUUGGGGCCUGGGCUUGUGUGUCAGCGUGAUACGCAGGGGCCGGUAUGCUGUGUCAGUCUGAAUAGCAGAUUAUAUUUGGAAAGGGAGGGUCUGGAUGCUGAAAGUGUGGACACUGGGGAAGUCCAGCCUCGUUCUUGCUUGCAGAGCUUGCUUUGGAAAAAAGCUCUCCCUACACAGACACUUGCCCGAGUUUCUCAGCUUGUCCCCACAGCUCAGCCCCCAGCCUGGCCACUCCUUUCCCUGGUGUUUACCCAGCACAAAGCCAUUUCAUAAUGGUGCUUAUUUAGAGCUCUGGGAACAAGCUCGAGAUUGUUAUGAAGGCUUUGUUAGACAUGGAUUUAGAGCCUUGCUCCACAACCUGUACUCAAAUGAGUACGUUGGUAUAAACAGAUUUGCUUCCAUGAAUAACAACAGCUUAUCUGAGCAAGGGGUUAGUGAGUUUGGCCCUUCCUUUCUGUUCUGCUGAGAAAGAAGAAAGGCAGAUCAUUUCUGGUUUUGAACCCCCUGCUCUAUAGUAAAAGAAAUCUGCUCACCUGGUAUGUGUUACAUAUAAGAUACAUGUGCCUGCAGUGCGUGUUCUGUAGGUACCAAAGCUGUACAGCCCCUCAUGUACAGGUACAAAGUUUUUGUUUAAGAAAAAGUUUUUAAUUUAAAGUCUCAGAUGCAGUCAGGGAUCUUAGCUACCCUUUCCAACAUAUUUUGUGAAAAAAACUAGUUAAAUCCUAACAUAUCCAUGCUAAAGAUGUAAAUUCAGUUCUGAUAGAUAGAGGGCAGGAUGAAGAUCUUUUUAGUGAGGAAACUACAAUAAAUAAGCUGAGCGGUGGCACUGGGACUCCUGACAUGGGCCUCUGCCAAGAACCCACUAUGGUCAAUCAAACCUCUUUUCCCGUAGCAUGAAUGUAGCUAGAUAGGUGCUUGAACUUCACACCGAGUAGUCAGACUGCCUCGUGUACCCAUCUGGAGCAGCACAGGUGCUGGCUGCAGCAAGCUGCCUGUGCUAAUACAUACCACGGGCCUCUGUUUUGAGUGGUGCAAGUUGCUGCGCUAAGUAUUAAACAGAGGCAGAAGCAUCUGCGGUAAAACUGAUGAAGACCAGUGGCCUGUUAGCGCCUUCCUACACAUCUGUAUCAGCUUGCCUUGGCUGAGGUGUGAACGUCUGAAACUGCCCAAGCCUCAGGAGCUGGGUGGUUUUGACAUGGAGUUUCACUGGGCUGGCAAACCACCCAGCCUUCUGCCCCACACAGCUGUAAGUGCCUCCGCCUGUUGCUGCUGCUCUUUGGGAUAGCGAUGGCGGCACUUGGCUGGAGAUCAGUCCUGGGCUGGAGACCAUCCAGAGCCCCGGCUUUCGUGCAGCUUAGCUCUGUGGUGACGUUUCUCCUGGGGACAUGCAACCCCUUGGGGAGCGACAAAAAGCUCAAAGGGGUGACUUUCUCACCGCAGUAUAUGUGGGUCUGGGACAUCUAUGAUUCAGAGAGCUGUAUCUGUGAUUUUAGAGGAAGUAAAAUUGACCCUAAAUAUGUGAGCUCCCUGUAGCCUGAAAUUUGGCUUCCUAAUUCUGGAUACCGAAGGGAUGGGAACCUGACAUAAAAUAUAACUGGUGCUGUAUAUGGACAAUAUGGAUUGGGGACAACAAAACACCCAGGGCAGAUCCUGCAGUGCUCUCAUCCUGGUGUGACAUGUCAGCUUGUGUCCUGCAGUGCAGCUGGGCACGUGGCAGGAGGGUCUCAUGAUGCGACUGUGAUCUUAGGACUACCUGAAGGGACUGAGGUGGAAAAUAAUGCCAGCUGAGUGUCCCUGGUAAAUAAUUCAGGUAGUCCUGGGCAGGUGGUUCUCCUCUCUGAGCUUUGGCAGUGAAGGCAGUGAGAUAAUCAAAGUGGUUUCUGGAAGUGAGCUGGAAACGCCAGCCCUGAUCUGUUGUUCUGUCUCUGAGACGCCAGCUAUUACAUGGCUCCUGCUUUUGCUAGCUCUUGGUUUUUAGAGCAGGCCCUCACGCACAUUUUCUGGCCUCCAUUUUGGGAAGAUCUGAAAACACUAGCAGGGCUGGUAUUUUCAUUCUAGGCUGUGGUUUAAACUACCAUCUCACUCUUGCAGCCUUCCCUACAACCCCAAAAUAAGCAGGCAAGAAGGGGCAGGGGAGAAGGUCAGUUUUCCGUCAUGGAAAGCCUCGAGCAGCCCGUUUGUGGAGCCUUCUUUGCAUCAACAGGAAGUUUGGCCUCUGCUCCCACAGAGUGUCUUGUUACUCCUGUCAGCCAUCCCAUACCCCUCAACGCUGGGGAAGUGAAGGCUGCCCUACUUUCUGUUUUGAGACCUGGUAUAAAUUAUUAAGUGCCAAUACACUCCUUUCCUAUAUUUACAAAGAGCUAGAAAUGACAAAAUGAAGCUAUUGAAAAUGGAGUGUGUGAGGUGGGGGGUUUUGACGCUAAAGUGUCUGCUGCAUUGCCCUGCACCCCUACGUGCGCUAACUCGCACCGCUUUUAUCUUUGGGAGUUCGAAUUCAUUUAAGCUCCUUAUUACUCUUGCCUUUUCUCCUAGGCUGUGGGUGUCUGAGUCCGUGUUGAUUAUCCCCUGCUUGUCCCUGGCUCCGCAGCUGCCUGAUGGUGAGUCUGGUGGGGAGGCAGGGGCACCCUGCACAGGAGAAGCUUCUCCUCCUCCUGACCCCCCAGCCACCAGGCAUCCGGGGAGCUGCAAGUCCUGGGGCUGGAGGGGUGAGGCUUUGCAUGCUCUGCUGAAGAAUUUCAGAAAACAUGUUAAGUUCUGCCUGUCACCUCGCUGAUACGCAUUGGGUUUUGCUGUUCGCAUGAACCUUGUUGUCUUUUUAUUUAUUAAGAUGCUGAAACGUGCUGUGAAAGGUUAGUCGUCACUCCUCCCCAGCCUGCUCUUCUGGCUGGUUUUAGGGUAGGGGAACCUUGGAAGUCCCAUUGUGCUGGUAAUGAGUAACUCACAUGCAAAUAGUUCUUCAAGUGAAUUCCCUGAAACUCGUUUUCAGGAGCCAGAGCUUAAUACAUCUUUUCAUUCAGAUCAUACUGUUAAAUUUCUAUUGUUUAGAAAUAGGGAUUUUUGCAGAAAAGCCAGGGGAAAAGCCCCAGCGUAAAAGCAGCAGACAUUUUCGUGUAAUUUAAAGCAUAAGAAACACCUGUGAUCAGUGUGAUUUAGGAAACUGCCCUUAUGUGAAAUGCAGGGAACAGCAUUUUCAAACACCCUGGUGAGGAGCAUUUGAUGAGGUCUGUGGCUCUUUAGAUUCUGAGUUUCAUCUGGGGGCUUUUAAAAUGUUUUCCCAGUCGUUCAGGGCUUAAAUGAUUUUUUUGUAGAUCUCUUUACUACAAAUUGAAUAGUUGCUUGGUCUGGAAAUGGUGGAGUCUCAUCAGCACGAGGUAUGUUAUGGCAGAUGUGAAAGUGGGAAACCAGUCUCGUAAGAGCUGGUACGGGUCUGGCUGGCCAUUCAAAAGGAAAGGGUAUCUUUGGCUGCCAAGAGAAGAGAGUAAAUAUCUCCCUGUGCUUUCUUCUUGUGCUGAUUUAUAGCACUGAGUAAAUAUUUGGCAUCCCUGAAUUUCAGUAUUCGGGUCUGUUUGUAAGCACUGCUGUGACCUCCUCCUCUCCCUCCCGUGAGUUCAUAGCCCUAGGGAGGAUCACAGGCAUGCUCUUCCUCAUUAAUUUAGUCCCAAUUUUGCACUUCUGUAUUUCCUUGGAAAUUUUACCACUUAGUUAUUUCAGCAACAGCAAAACCAGGUCCUUGCUUAAAGGAAAAUGGACACAUGCCGCUCCCCAUCCUUAAUUGAACACUUUGACCUGAUCCGCCAGAUGACCUGAAUAUCAGCCUGCUGCUGGUCGAUGCAGCGGCAGCUUUGUACUCUGCUGCUGUUGCUAAGAAAAUUGCAUGAAGGACUCUGUCUGCAUUAAACCUGAAGUGCACAGGCAGGCAGUCCCACUGAAACCAGUAAGGCUGUGCACGUACAUGAAAAUCAAUGGGUGUGUGUAGGUCAGUGUUGGAUCAAGGGCAGAGUGUUUUUAAUACAGACAAGACGUACCUGGGGAUGAAUCUGGCAGUAUAAAAGUUGCUUUGAAAAGAUUGCUGGAAUGGACUGCCAACUUUUUUGUUCAAUAAACUGAAGCAGUGGGGGUGCACAGAGAAAGACAGAUGUGACUUAAAAAAUCCAGUAGCUGUAGGGAAAAGAGGACAGGUGAUUACAGAGAGCAGGGGAGAAGGUGGAUAGAGGGGAUUUGGUUUAGUUCGUUGUAUUCCUGGACAUUUAUUAGAGGGGGUUUUGCGGGGAAGCACACCUGCGUACGCUGGUCUGGACCAUGCUUCUCCCAUGUCAGCCUCAGCUGCGUGCUCUGUGUCCGCUUUUGUGGUUGUGCAUGCUGUCGUGUCUGUGCACGUGGACAUGUGGCAUGUGCUGCCCAUGAGAGACCUGCCUUUCACACCUCUGUAUCCAUGCCAAGUGUUUGUAGAUGCAUUUUGAGCAAAACAUCUGUACAUAAAUGUGAGGUCAAGUUGACCCAGGCUUAUUGCUGGAGAAACAUCUCUGGAGUCAGUACCUGCAGGCAGGGAAGGGCUGUGGCCAGAAACAUGUCCUUUUUUCCCCCCAUCCUCUGAGGGAAGCACCUGCAACACUGGGAGAAGCUGGGAGGGGCUUUGCCUCUCUUGUCACGUUGCAUUUGUGCGUUCACUUUUCUGUUUCUGUGUCCUGCAGCUUGCUAGCUGCAGUGGCACUAGGUGUACUUACCAGAGCCAAUCAGACAGAUGUCUUCCUGCCAUGAGCCCAGACAGAGCCCAGAGCUGCUCACCCAUCCUAAGGAGAAGCAAAUUUAAGCUUUUCUGAGCAAUAAAAAUCCUCAGCCUGCUUUCUUCCAGGGCAGCCAGAAGCUUGCGUGGCAAUAUGCAUCAGGAGCCUGCUAAGACAAGAUGAGAGAUGGGAAGAAACUGUCCCUGCGGGGAAAAUACGUGGCAUAGAGCCCCUGAAGGCAGAUGACAGGGAUGCCCCGUGGCCCCAGUGCAGGUGCAGGGAUAACCGGGCUGCAGUUCCCAGGCCUGCUGGCACCGACCCUCGUCCCCGCGCAGCAGGUCUGCGGUGCACGGCCAGAUGGGGACCUGGCGCACACACGCAGCCUGUGGUUUUCUGCAUCUGGAAAGCAAAUCCAGAGCCUGGCUAAUGAUACUGAAUGGUACUAAUUAUUCUGUUUAUAUUUCUUUCAAAGCUCAACUCCAGGAGAGAGUAUUUUAGUAUUUGUGCUGGUGUAACUAACCUUAGCCACCUGUGAACACAGCCCUUUUUUUCUUCAGUGCUGUUAUUAUUUAUAAAAAAUGAAGGCUGGGAGCAGAGGUGAAGCCACUAGCCUGUUGUAAUUUCAGUGAUUAAAGACAAUACUGUAAAGCAG